AAUUUAUAUAAAACAUAUAUAAAUUUAAGUUAAUGGAGCAAUGCUCGUGGCAGGGCAAAGGGCAAUUUUAUUGCAGCUUCAGGCUAUCACAACUAAAACAUGCGGCCGAGGGUGAUGAAAGGUCAUCCGGUUUAUUAGGUCCGAAAUAUCAAAGGUUACUUCGUAUUCAUCUUUGGUGCACGUGCACAGCAGAUGACACAAAAUUCCUACAACCAAUCAGAAUAUUGCCUGCGUAAUUUGACAUGAAUUUAACCAAUCAAAAACCAGGAAUACGAACACAAAAGACAAAGCAUGCUUGCUGAAAGUCACUGUGUUCUAAAGUCCCAACGAGGCACACUACAGGUUACAAAGCUGCGAAACUUUUAAACUUUUUAUUCAUACAUUGCUUAUAAAUAAUUCAUCGUUAUGCCUCCCGUGCGACGCGUGAGAAUAAGAACCGCAAACAGAGGAAGUGCGCCAAACCAAAACGAAUCCAACAGCAGAAAUAAUGGAGCGGUCACUAUUACAAGUCUCCGAAGACAGUGCGCCGAAAAAGGACUACCAACACAUGGACGUCGAAAUGCGUUAGUGGCUCGCUUACAACACAACGCCACAACGAAUAUCAAUUUACCUGUGUCGACAAACGAAGACCCGCAACCAGCGCCUACUGUAUCGCCAACUUUGCCUACGGAACAACAACCACUUUCAGAAAUGCAGCAGGCGCAAAUUAAGUCGAUCGUCUCCAGGUGCGUUGAACAAGCAGCGACCGAGAUAGCGUCCAACGCAGCCCGGGCUGCCGUCCAAGCAGUGUUAAACUCGACGUCUUGUGCCAGUGAGAGCAACGCGGCCAACAACAGAAUUCCAGUCGUCCCAGCCGAAAGCGACGCGCACGAAGGCGAGAAUAUUUCCAUACUAACCGCAAAUCAGGCGACCAACGCUGCACAGCGAAUUCCCUACGGAAAUGGCUUCCACGAGGUUCCUGCGACAUAUGUCAAGCAAAUACAGUCGGAGAUUUCGACAAUUGGCUCCCGAUGCAGAUACCAGUCCUUGCCAAAUUCCAGAAAUUUUAAUGACUCUCUGAAUGAGGACAUCCAACAUUAUAUAAGUUUAUCUCUUGCAUCUGCAACACAACAAACCUAUAGUUCUGGAGAAAAACGUUUUAUUACAUUCAUACAGUUAUACAAGAGAAAAAAUAUCGAGCAGGUUCUACCAGCUGAUGAAGCUCUGUUGACAGAAUUCGUUGCAUUUCUCGCAAAAUCUAUCAAAUAUCCUUCCAUAAAAACAUAUUUAGCAGCAGUCCGCCACUACCACAUUCGGCAUGGUUUCCAGUUGAAUUUGCACAAAAUGUUACGCCUGCAACUUGUGCUACGAGGAAUUAAACGCUCCCAUGGAGACAAAACUAGAGUCCGCCUCCCAAUCACAAUCCACCAUUUGCGGCUUUUUAGAAUAUUACUUGGCAUAUCCAACACCCCAAGUUUUGACUCUCUGAUGAUAUGGGCAGCCAUGACAUUAGCCUUUUUUGGGUUUCUCCGCCUCGGAGAGCUAACAUGCAAUUGUAAAUUCAAUCCGAGCAUACAUCUUACCCGAGAUAGGAUCCUCUUUGCACCUAGAACGGGCACAAAUGGUCCCGAUUUCAUGACAGUUCGUAUCAAGGAGUCCAAGACUGACCCAUUUCGCCUGGGUCAUACUAUAACAGUCGGGGCCACUAAUUCGGACAUUUGUCCAGUACAAGCUUUACAAAACUAUCUGUCGCUACAACCAUCCACGAAUUGUCCUUUGUUUAUCCAUGCAUCGGGAAAACCUCUCACGAAACAAAAUUUAACCACCGAAACUAGGAAGCUGCUCACUAAAUCUGGCUUCGAGGCGUUGAAUUAUGCUGGUCAUAGCUACAGAAUAGGUGCGGCAACAACUGCAGCAGAAGCCAAAUUACCAUCAUGGCUUAUUAAAACCUUAGGGCGGUGGUCAUCUGACUGCUACGAACGGUAUAUUCAGACACCUACUUCUAUGUUAUCAGGAGUAUCAGCCAUGCUGGCCAACACUAGCACUUAAAUAUACUGCAAAAAGGGAGAGUAAUAUUAUACUAAAAAAAAAAAAAAAAAGAAAAAAAAAGUUGUGUAUGCGGUCUGCGCAUAUAUCUUCAUAUAGGCCUAUCGAUAUGUUUCGUACAAUUUGCAUUCUGUGUGGGCCUCUUUUCGUCUAUGGGGAAUACACUUUGUGUAUUUGUGGGGUUGAAGUGCUCCCAAUGAUCACCUUCAGGCCCAUAGACUCAAAUUAUCUUAAUGUACAUAUAUUCAGUCGAAUCGUAGGGACUGGCCAAGGGGAUUAUGACCUCGUGGUUCAGGUUGAUGUUAGAUGGGGUCGCGACCCUUCUAGCAGGGCUCUAUUGGGGAUUAUCACCCCUAUAGGGCAUUCAGUCUCUCCUAGUGGGGCUUAUAGAUCCCCCACAGGAGGAAAGCAUAAGGCCCUAAUGAGUCUUUUGGGAUGUACAACAGUACAGUAUGUUUAAAGCCAAUUUAUAUAAAACAUAUAUAAAUUUAAGUUAAUGGAGCAAUGCUCGUGGCAGGGCAAAGGGCAAUUUUAUUGCAGCUUCAGGCUAUCACAACUAAAACAUGCGGCCGAGGGUGAUGAAAGGUCAUCCGGUUUAUUAGGUCCGAAAUAUCAAAGGUUACUUCGUAUUCAUCUUUGGUGCACGUGCACAGCAGAUGACACAAAAUUCCUACAACCAAUCAGAAUAUUGCCUGCGUAAUUUGACAUGAAUUUAACCAAUCAAAAACCAGGAAUACGAACACAAAAGACAAAGCAUGCUUGCUGAAAGUCACUGUGUUCUAAAGUCCCAACGAGGCACACUACAGGUUACAAAGCUGCGAAACUUUUACCCACCCACCCACACCGUUUAGUCGGGAUACGCACUUGUAAGAAGGAGAACACUGGAAGCACCUUCGUCACGGAUAUCUUAGAAACAAUGCAAACAUUGGAGUACACUGCUACCGUACCUCAGGACGUAUUAAAAUCUAAUAUGUAAAGCAUGCACCUGUAUUUUGCUGUAUUUAUUUUCAGCUUGGUAGUAAUAAAUAAAAUGGUCAUGUGGGGUUGAAGUGCUCCCAAUGAUCACCUUCAGGCCCAUAGACUCAAAUUAUCUUAAUGUACAUAUAUUCAGUCGAAUCGUAGGGACUGGCCAAGGAGAUUAUGACCUCGUGGUUCAGGUUGAUGUUAGAUGGGGUCGCGACCCUUCUAGCAGGGCUCUAUUGGGGAUUAUCACCCCUAUAGGGCAUUCAGUCUCUCCUAGUGGGGCUUAUAGAUCCCCCACAGGAGGAAAGCAUAAGGCCUUAAUGAGUCUUUUGGGAUGUACAACAGUACAGUAUGCUAAUCUGGAGUACUUCACCCCCAUGACCCAUUCUCCCACACAAAGAAUGUGCAUCAGUUGUGUCUGAUUUUGGCUCAUAGUAUGUCUCUCAAGAGCAAUUGAAUCAUUAAAGGUGUGUAUAAUUGAAAACAUUCCGUAAAUGAAAGAGCUAAUAUUCAAAAUCUUUCUCAUUUAUU
Dendronephthya gigantea is the source of this 3519-nucleotide messenger RNA. RefSeq lists its product as uncharacterized. Lineage: Eukaryota; Metazoa; Cnidaria; Anthozoa; Malacalcyonacea; Nephtheidae. The record is from RefSeq and is a predicted model, not a curated record. Gene Ontology annotation, biological process: DNA integration; DNA recombination; cell adhesion. The coding region runs from base 406 to 2028 and encodes 540 amino acids. Gene Ontology annotation, molecular function: carbohydrate binding; DNA binding. The transcript is spliced from 2 exons.